AUGAAUUGUCAAUUCAGAACGGGAAUCAAGGCAAUGCAAUCCUUACCAGCAACGUCCAACCUUUGUCAUUGUAGUCGUAAACCUGCCGCCUCUGAAAGCACCCGGCCGCUGAUUCUGGUUCAUGGUGGUGCCGGUAAAAUUAAUAAGGAUAGUGUUCCUGAUAUUUUAACAGGUGUCAAAAGUGCCGUUCGAGCAGCUAUAAAUGUCUUAAAGAAUGGUGGAAAUGCCAUUGAUGCAACUGAAGCUGCGGUUCAAUUCAUGGAAGAUAACGAAAAAUUUAAUGCUGGUUACGGUUCUGUACUUUCCAUUGAAGGAAAUGUAGAAAUGGACGCCAGUAUAAUGCAUGGUGAAAUGUUAGAAGCUGGAGCAGUGGGUUGUAUUAAAAAUUUUGCCAACCCUAUUUCAAUAGCCAGAAAAGUUAUGGAAAAAUCUUCUCAUGUAUUAUUGAUUGGCGAAGGGGCUUCAAAAUUUGCCGAACUUGAAGGUUUUGAACUUUUACCAGAUGGCAGCUUAGUUACGGAAAAUGCAAGAAACAAAUUAGAAAAAUACAAAAAAAUUAAAUCUGAAAUUGACAAAGACAAUUGUGGCACAGUUGGAGCAGUUGCAUUGGAUAAAUUUGGCCAUGUUGUUGCAGCAACGUCUACAGGAGGCUUAAUUGGCAAAUUACGAGGAAGAGUGGGUGAUACAGCACAAAUCGGUUCAGGUACUUAUGCCGAUGAUAAUGUUGGAGCUGUAUCUGCAACAGGUCAUGGUGAAUCCAUAAUAAAGUUUUGCUUGGCCCAUCGUAUAAUACUGGCUAUGCAACAAUCAUCUGAUGAUCGCAUUAGCACUCAAGAAGCUACAAAAUGUUCCAUAGAUGCAUUAACUAAAAAGUUAAACGUUGGGGUAGGUGCAAUUUCUGUAAGCCGCUGUGGAGAAAUUGGAAUAUAUCACAGCUCAGAAAACAUGUCUUGGGCAUAUAGUGUAAUGGGCGAAGAUAUAAUUAAAUUUGGCAUAAAAUUCGAUAAAUGUAAUCAAGAGCCAAUAUAA
This is a messenger RNA of Ctenocephalides felis (cat flea), 1029 nucleotides long. Its product is annotated as isoaspartyl peptidase/L-asparaginase-like. Lineage: Eukaryota; Metazoa; Arthropoda; Insecta; Siphonaptera; Pulicidae. The record is from RefSeq and is a predicted model, not a curated record. The transcript has a single exon. Gene Ontology annotation, molecular function: asparaginase activity. The coding region runs from base 1 to 1029 and encodes 342 amino acids.